Molecule: messenger RNA, 958 nt
Organism: Lolium rigidum
Lineage: Eukaryota; Viridiplantae; Streptophyta; Magnoliopsida; Poales; Poaceae
Product: probable methyltransferase At1g27930
Exons: 1
Coding region: 67-927 (286 amino acids)
Biological process (GO): xylan biosynthetic process
Source: RefSeq, a predicted model, not a curated record
CCGCGCGUCGAACUCAUUCUCAGUUAACCAAGAUCCGGCCAGUUCCCGCGCCGGCGACCCACCGCAAUGAAGCCCCCGAGCCGCCUCAUCAUCGCCGCGCUGGUCGUCGCCACGUCGCUGCUGGUCCCUAGCCUACUCAGAUCGUCGCUGCCGCUGCUCCCGUGCCUGCCCGCCGUCACGGCCCCCUCAGGCACGGGGUACCAGCCCUCCGGCCUCGCCGCGCUCGCCGACGCCGCCGUGUACUAUGCCACCACGCCAACGGUUCCGCAGCAGACGCACGACGAGAUAUCGCUGGCCCUCGCCGUGCUCCGCCGCCGCGCGCCUGUGCGGCUGCUGGUGUUCGGGCUCGGCCACGACUCGCCGCUCUGGCACGCGCUCAACCCCGGCGGCGUCACCGUGUUCCUGGAGGAGGACCCGGAGUGGCACCGCGCCGUGUGCUCGGCGUCGCCGUUCCUGCGCUCCCACCUGGUCAGCUACCACACGCGGCUCGACCAGGCCGACCUCCUCUUCGACACCUACAGGCGGUUCCCCUCCUGCGUCCCCGGCGACGGCGCCGAUGCCGAGCCCGCCGUCCGGGGAAACGACGCGUGCCCGCUGGCGCUGCACGACCUGCCGCCGGAGGUGUACGAGCACGAGUGGGACGUGCUCAUGUUGGACGCCCCCAAGGGGUACUUCGCGGCGGCGCCGGGGAGGAUGGCGGCGAUAUGGACGGCGGCGGCGAUGGCGCGGGCGAGGCGCGGCGAGGGCGACACCGACGUCUUCCUGCACGACGUGGACCGGAAGGUGGAGAAGAUGUACGCCGAGGAGUUCCUCUGCGACCGGUUCCGGGUGGGAGGGGCCGGCCGUCUCUGGCAUUUCAGCAUCCCGCCGGUGUCGCGGCGGGACAACCGGACGACGGCCGGCGGUGGCGAGAGGCCGUUUUGCUGACGCCUACGGAGAGUGAGACGUGAGAGGUCGG